GGGAAUUAGGGUUAAAUAAAUGUCAAAAACUCGAUUUUUCAGAAUUCUCACAACUCUACCAAUGUCGUCAUCGUCUUCUUCGACCUCUUGGUCCUGCAACAAAUGUACUUUCCUCAAUUCUCCUUCUCAGAAACUCAAUUGCAUGAUCUGUUUGACUCCCGUAUCUCUCCCUUCUUCUUCGUCUCCUUCACUCGCUAUUUCCACGAACGAUGAAGCGAAGUGGGCUUGCAAGGCUUGUACUUUCUUGAACACGUACAAGAACUCAAUCUGCGACGUAUGUGGAACGCGAUCGCCAACGUCUUCUCUACUGGGCUUUGACGAAUUGACUGAUUCGGGUCUCGAUAGUAGUAGUAACCCUGAUUCUUCCGUCGGCUCUGUUUUCUUUCCUCUUCGGCGGUGUAGCAACAAACGUAAGGAUAUGGAUGAUGACGUCGUAGAGGUUGAUGGUGGUUCUGUUGUUCGUUCUGAAUCGCAGGGUAUUGUGAAGAAGAAGAACAAAGAAAUUGAAACGAAAGGGGAAGCUUCUGAAUCAGGAACACCUUUAUCUUGUUUAAAGAUCUUGAGCUACAAUGUUUGGUUCCGUGAAGACCUUGAGUUGAAUCUAAGGAUGAGAGCUAUCGGUCAGAUUAUUCAGCUUCAUUCUCCUCAUCUCAUAUGUUUUCAGGAAGUCACUCCUGCGAUCUAUAAUAUUUUCCGCAAGUCGAACUGGUGGAAAGCGUAUUCUUGUUCUGUCUCAGUUGAUGUGGCUGAUUCGAGAGUCUACUACUGCAUGCUGUUGAGCAAGCUAGGCGUGAAAUCAUUCAGCAACAAAAGCUUUGGGAACUCGAUGAUGGGAAGAGAACUAUCUAUUGCAGAAGUUGAAGUUCCAGGGAGAAAGCCACUUGUGUUUGCAACUAGCCAUCUCGAGAGUCCGUCUCCAGCUCCUCCAAAGUGGGACCAAAUGUUCAGUCGAGAACGCGUUGAACAAGCCAAAGAGGCAAUCGAGAUUCUUGGAGCUCAUACCAACGUGAUAUUCGGGGGAGACAUGAACUGGGACGACAAGCUAGAUGGUAAAUUUCCUUUGCUAGACAAAUGGGUCGAUGCUUGGGAGGUCUUGAAACCAGGUGAUUUGGGUUUUACAUACGACACAAAAGCAAACCCAAUGUUGUCUGCCAACCGAGCAUUGCGGAAACGGUUAGACCGGAUUUUGUGUCGUCUGGAUGAUUACAAGCUUGGCGGAAUUGAGAUGGUUGGGAAAGAGGCGAUUCCUGAAAUAUCAUAUGUGAAAGAGAAGAAAGUGAGGGGUGAUAUGAAGAUGUUAGAGCUUCCAGUGUUGCCUAGCGAUCAUUUCGGUCUUCUUUUAACCCUUUCGCCAAAAUGAGGUCAAACUACUCAGAGCUCGAAGUUUGGUUUUCUCUAGUAGAAAUUUUGUGACUAUGGUUAAAACUGUAUGAAACACCAAGAUUGGUGUGUAGGGUUUAUCCAUUUCGAACUGAUGUUAAACGGCAUCUUGGUUUNUUUUUUUUUUUUUUUUUUUUUUUUUUUUUUUUUUUUUUUUUGGGGUAUGGGAAAGUCCUUAUUUCCUGAUUGGAAGUGAAAGAUCAGAUCAGUCUUACUGAUUAACGAUGCCCCACCUUUUGUAAUGAGGAUUAAGAAACUAAUCACAAAUCAAGAUGAUCCUCACCUUUUGUAA
Molecule: messenger RNA, 1672 nt
Organism: Camelina sativa (false flax)
Lineage: Eukaryota; Viridiplantae; Streptophyta; Magnoliopsida; Brassicales; Brassicaceae
Biological process (GO): double-strand break repair
Cellular component (GO): PML body; cytoplasm
Molecular function (GO): single-stranded DNA binding; 5'-tyrosyl-DNA phosphodiesterase activity
Source: RefSeq, a predicted model, not a curated record